This is a messenger RNA of Heterobilharzia americana, 5651 nucleotides long. Lineage: Eukaryota; Metazoa; Platyhelminthes; Trematoda; Strigeidida; Schistosomatidae. The record is from the annotation of a GenBank genome assembly.
AUAUUUGCGCUUGCUUAAGCGUGGUUUACCGCUACUUACAACAUCUCCGUUACCAUGUCCGUUACGAACUCGAACAUAGGUCGCAAACGAAGUCGACCAGGAGAAUGGACUGAAGUUGAACCUUCACCAGUUAUUCAUGUUCGUGGACUGCCGAGACAUAGUGUUGAAAUGGAUCUUGUGAAAGCAUUUGAAACGUAUGGGCAUAUUCGCGAUGUAACAAUGAUUCCCCAACGAAACCAAGCUUUGGUUGAGUUCCAGGACCAAGCAGCUGCUGAAGCGUUAAUCAGUGGGAAUGUUGAAAUGCGAGUUUUGAAUACCCCAGUUCAAACCACUUUCAGUACCUCGAAGCAUAUAGUUCAACGUGCUGCAAACAGAGCUUCUGCUGAUGAACAAAGCACACUUUCUUCGGAUAAUCAUAUUCUUUUAUUCACAAUUUAUGACGCUGAACGUCCGGUAACGGUAGAAACAAUUCAUCGAAUAACUUCUUGUUAUGGUCAUGUUCUUCGAAUCGUCAUUUUCCGUAAAUCUCAGGUUCAGGUAAGUUAUUAUUCAAAGACUCUAGCGUUUCAGGCAAUGGUGGAGUUUGAAAGUAUACAAGAUGCGCGGAAUGCGAAACUUCAUUUAAAUGGUGCAGAUAUUUAUCCAGGGUGUUGUACAUUAAAGGUAGACUAUGCACGUCCCACUCGGCUAUCCGUAUCCAGAAAUGAUCAAGAUAACUGGGACUUCGAAAUUUCUGAAUACGAAGUACCUUACGUUACUCAAGAUUCUCAGCACCAUAACUCUCUUCUCGGUUAUAUGGAUGAUGAAUAUAGCAAUUUCGAUUACUCAUAUGGACAGUAUUCAUAUGAAAAUCCAGGUGAUUACUCUCAACCGUAUCCUACAUACAAAAACCUACCUAUGAAGUCUCAUAACAGUGUACCAAAUGGGGAUAACACGGGGGGUAGGCAUUCUAACUGCACUCGAGUGGUUAUGCUAUACAACAUUGAUAUGGCGAAAAUGAAUUGUGAUCGCAUAUUCAAUCUUUUAUGUCUUUAUGGCAACGUUGCUCGCGUUAAAUUCCUGCGUACUAAAGAGGGUUCAGCCAUGGUUGAGAUGGGUGAUGUUGACUCAGCUCUUCGAGUUAUCAGACACUUGUCAGGUGUUUCCUUUAUGAACAAUCAGUUGAUGGCAUGUUGAUCAGUUCUCAAAAGUGCCAGAUAAACCCUCCUCUGGUACUAUUAAAUGGGGCAGUGACACUGAGGCGUGCGAAGCUCUGGUUUUAUGUAAUCACCAGCCUCUUAAAGAUGAAGAAUGUACGCAUCCGUAUACGAUUAAGUUAGCAUUCGCAAAUCCUAAUCUGUCUGCUGAACCAAUCCAGGUGGGAAGCCAUCCAAGUGAUAAGAGUCAUAACGGCAAUGAUAAUAUGGACUGAUUUUAGUAAGUUUUAUUCUGAUUAGGAAUAAACUCCGUAUUUUUGUAGUUUGAUUACCAUUGAUAAUUGAAUAAUGCAGUGAUAUUCGAAAAGGCGGGAUACGAUGGAGGAUAUAAACCAUUUUCAUUUACAAACAUAGUGUAAAAUAAGUUAUCCUCAUGAAGCUGCUCUGAGGAUUACUCCCAUACAGCUCUACACGUUAAAUCUAUAGCUUAUGGAGCAGUCAAAAUACCAGGAUAUCCACAAACCUAGUGACAAAUAUUUACGAGCAUAUCAAAUCAUGAGAUUAAAGGAUAAGUACCAUGAUAUAGGAGGUGGUAGAUUAUGUAUACAGUGCCAUCAUAGUUUUUCUGUGUACCUGUUUAAACAAAUAUGAAAUUUAUGAACCGACUAUACGGUUGUCAAAAUACGGAACCACUAGUUAGUUAGCCGCAACGUGUUAUUUCUAAUCAGAUUAUGAGAUAACUGUUUUACGUAUGCAUCUUUUUAGAUAAGUCAUUACGAAGAAAAUUAGUGCUAGAUGAUAACAUUUUGUAGCUUCUCUACAAUCCUAUAAUAAUUGACAUGGUUUACAGUAAUAAAUUAUUAAUCAGUACUUGGAGUUGUAUGGAAAAACGGAGAUUGGAUAAUAAUAUUUCUUUAUACUUUGUGUAUCUGCAUUUUAGUUAUUAUGAGAUUGUAGGGAAACUAUGAAAUGAUAUCAUCAUAAUGGUUGUCUUAUUAAUGCUUUGUUUAAAUAAAUUUUUAAAAGAGACAAACCGGUUGAUAUACACAAUUGAAUAUCUAGAUAUGUUGUUUUUUAAAUUUCUGAUAUAGCACGCAAUGAUGCAGUAUUUUUCAUUUUGAUGACCUUUCGAGCAUAAAUAAUUCCUCGUGUUGUGCACUAUACUCGUUAUCUAACUUAUAUAGUCCUAUCACCUCGUUCUCUUUGUUUUUAGUAGUUGUAAAAUUUCCCACAUCUCUGGUACAUAGGUGUUGCAUCAUGAAUUGUACGUUGAUUUGAUAAACAAAAAUUUGGUAAUCGAUCUAACUCUCCACCUAAGUACAGUUGCUCUAUUCCACUACAUUGUACUGUUGCGUGUUAGUGUAUGCAUUGCGAUUGCUGAGUUUUUUCUAGGCUAUCGAUCCUAUUGGAGUGUAUCAUUCUACACUUAGCUACAGUUCUAUGCUCUGAUAAUCUGAUUGGUUAGUUCAACCUCAUAGUCAUUGCAAAAAUAUUCGGUAGAUCAAAUUAAUUUGUCUUAUUGGGUCAGUAGGAUCUAUAAGCCAACAGAGUUUGUUUCAGGGUGGGUUUGUAGGUUUGAGUGCCACCUUAGCUCCAGCCUUGUUAAUAAUUCUACGUGAAGUUCCUGAUACUCCUUCCUUACAUGGUAACACGAUGGGAGCCGUGAAUUUCCUCUUAUAUUAUCAUCACUAUUUAUAUUACUGUUAUUCGAUUCCUAAGGAAAAGCCAUAUGGAAUGCUGUGAUUGUAAGCAAUUUAUGCGCGGAAAGUUAUCAAAAUAAGUAGUGCUGUACCAUCGUCUGCUGUGGCAAAUAAAGAAGUCUAGUUUAAAAUAACAUCGUCACAUCGCCCAAAUUUUACACUCAUAGGUAUCUGUUGAGUAUUCUCACACCAUAUUUGGCGCUUUGGCAGUAUAACCAUUUAAGUUUCUCUUGCUAUUAUUAUUAAUCCGUUAGUGAUGCCAUUCUAAGCUUACGCUUGUUACGAAAGCGGUAUUCAGACUGAUCCGUUAGCUUAAUCUAGCAUUAAUACCAUAAGUAUGUACUCAUAUAAUUAACAGUGAUUUCCCUAUUUCUCUGUGUCUUUGAACCACGUGUGUUUGAAUAACUUUUCUCGAAUGUAAUCACUUUUUCUGCUCGAUUAAGUUGCGGGUUUGGUAAAGUUUGUAAUGGUAUUCGCUUUUCUAAAUGCCAAUUAGCUUUAGCGACGUUAAAAUCUCAGUUAAAUAAGGCUAAAUAGCCCUUUUUAUUAAUUGUAUAUUAAUAAGUGUUAUUUAACUGUUCGUUUUGCACUAAGCUCUUUUUAAGCAUACACUAUAAUAGAAUUUAGCUGAAGAAUUUUUCGGAGUGUUUGGCAUCAAAAUCGGCCACAAAAUAACCGCAUUCAUAAUUAAUUUACUUUACUAGAGAUCACUACACAUCAAUCCCUAUCACAGUGAUCACCACAGCAUGCAAUUGAACAUGUCAUCAUCAGUCAGCACGGCAUCUUACACAGGAUCUAUGAAAUUUUUAUUCAACCAUGUAAAUCGGUAGUAUUCAGGUUUUCUAUAUUCCUGUCCUACUAGUUUCGCAAUUCUUGUUCCUCUUUUUUAUUCCAACUUGUUAAAUAUAUUUUACAAGUAAUUCUAGUAUGCAAUUUUCUUCGGUUUCCUUGUUUUUGAAUGAUAUAUCUUCAUUGUCUCCUUGUUAAAUACAAUAUUAUUACUUCAACUCUCUUCUGUUUCAUGUACACUAUGAAUGCAUUUUACAUACAAGGAUGAUUGUGUAUUUUGCAUAACAUUCCCAAAGUAAAACAAGUUUCACGGUAGUGUUUCAGUAUAUUACAUGAAUGGGUCGUUGUUACUUGUUUAACUUAUUAUAUUUAUUUCCUCGACGUAUAUCUUUAAAUACCUAAAGUGGCUAAUCCCCGAUAAACAUAGAGGAUUCGUGAUGUGCUUAUUUUAUUUCUGUGUGUUUAUUCCAGAGUAAUGUGAACCAUAAUAUCCUUUCACCCUUUGUGUAAGAACAUAAAAAUACUUAGCAAAUCAUUAGUUUUAAGCGUUUGAUGCUUAAUCAGUAAAUUUCGGUUCGAAACACUAUGCAAUGAUUUAGCCAAAGAUGUGAAUUAGAAAUACACAUCGGUAAGUAAAAGAAUUAGGUUUAUGGAGAGAAAUCGUCUCAUAUAAAAUGAAAUUGUAUCAGGUAGAUUAUGAUUACAAGUAUUCACUAGUGGAUCCAAUAAAGAUGCUUUAUUCCACAGGAAAACACCACACUUCUAAAAAAGCUGUGACCUCCAAACAAAAGCAUCGUCGAAUACAUUUACUGUCGAAAACUGCCAACAUUGUGGAAGUUGUUACAAUACUGAAGACUGCAUGCAUAUCGUGUUUUCCUGUAGAUAGCGCAGCUUCUGUUUCAUUUUUCAUUACGCGAUUUCCAACUGUUCUUUCAGUACACGAUCUUCUAAACUGGGAAUAUUUGAUUUUCCGGUCAGAUUUCUCCUAAUCUCGCCAGACUUGUCAUUUAACCAGAACACCUAGAUACAACGUUGUCGUGGUAUGUUUAACCCGAUUACAAAGCACAUACAUACAAAACCACUUAGGUUUUCCACUUCAUUGCUUUUCAAACCUCUAGCUAAACGUUCAUUUAGUUGGAGUUCUUUCUGAAUAAUGAGUUGAAGUUAUUACAGUUGAAAACAAUAAAAUACUGUGAAUCGAAAACUCCCCGUAUGCUCUUCACUCGGAAUCGGCACCAAUAUAUUUUCUUGAGGAGUUAGAAUAACUUAGUUCGUGAAGUAAACACUGAGCCACACCUGUUUUGCAAAGAUUAGUGGUACUACCUCACUGCCCAGACAUGGUUAAGUGUAGCGAGGUUCGCUUCCGUGAUUCGCUGGUUGAAAGUCGAGUGUCUGAACCAUUCAAACAAACCUUCAUUCAGUUAAUUAAGUAAAUCCCCAUUUUCGACUCAGAUAAUUUUUUUAGUCAGUUCUUAUCCAAAAUAGAACAGAGUCAAUCCUAACUGAAAAUUGCCAAAAUAAGGCAAUUUUUAAAGUUAUCCUAGAGGCUCAUAACUUUGUUUCAUGUAUUCUUGUCCAUUUUUCAUCAACAAAAGUGAUGAGAAAUUACAUUUCCUAACUUCUGAAUCUUUCCAACGUGAAGCAUUGGUAUUAUGUCCACUUCACUAUGACCUUUUAUUUGUGUAAGACUUUCACUAAAAACUGAGUGGUUUGUUUUAAGGUCAAAUAGUAGUUUAUUUUAUGAUGAUUGUGCCACCAACGUCGCUUAUCAUGGGUUCUUACGUUAACAACAUAUCUGAGUGGAUAGUCUUAUUCUGAUAAAGAAAAUUUGGUAACUUCCCCCCAAGCGCUCAUCUACUUCGCGUAAUGCAUCUCGGUUUGAACCCCCUGCAGCAGCUAAACAACCUCGCCUGGUUAACUAGUUCACUAGUUAAUAGCCGGUCUUAAGCCCGGAUAAAGAGGGAAGGUUGGCCAUAGGGUUAGCAACCUUACCCCAUAAAACCAAUCUAACCGCUUAAGAAACUUC